CCGCGCGAGCGAGACGCACCGCACACCUCGCCGGCAACCCUACAAUUAGUCGGCGAGAUUCGUUCGCCGCAUCGAUUCGUUGAUAAUUGUUGGAAAACAUUCGAUUUUCAAAUUAGAAUUUCGGGCGCGAGUGUCGUUUGUUUGUCGGUUGGAUGUGAAGAUGAACUGUGCGUACUACCAGCAGGGCGCGGGGCAACACCCCGCUCCCCAUAAUGCCAACAAUUGCUAUUUCAACGAGGUUAGUAUCGACUCCGUGUCCACCGACCAGAAGGACAUGAAGAUAUUAGAGCACCCGAGCCUGCGCGGCACGCCGCUGGCCAUGCUGGCGGCGCAGUGCAACAAGCUGUCCAGCAAGUCGCCGCCGCCGCUGGCCGACGCCGCCGUGGGCAAGGGCUUCCACCCCUGGAAGAAGAGCCCCGGCGCGCCCUCCCCCCCCGGCCCCGCGCGCGCGCCGCCCGCCUGCUCGCCCUACGCGCGCGCGCCGCCCGCCUGCGCCGCCGCGCCCGCCUACCCCAACGACCUGUACUUCCCCUCGUCCGGCGACCAGCUGCUCGGCAAGAGCGAGUCCAGCGCCAGCCUCGGCUCCAUGUACUCGCGCCACCCCUACGAGUCGUGGCCCUUCAACGUGGGCGGCGGCGGCGGCGGCGGCGCGCUCAAGGCGGCCGACAUGGGCGGCGUGGGCGCCGUGGGCGGCUCGUGGUGGGACAUGCACGGCGGCUGGCUGGACGUGGGCGGCCAGAUGGCCAACUACGCGGGACAGGAGUACUCUCAGCUGACGCACGGGCUGGGCGGGGGCGCGCACCUGCUGCCGGCCGCGCCGCACCUGCUGCAGGACGCCUACAAGUCCGUGCUGCCGUCGCAGGGCGGCUUCCUGCACGCGCCGCCCUCGCCCGCGCCCGCACAGGCGCCCUCGCCGCGCUCGCAGCGCCGCUACGCCGGCCGCGCCACGUGCGACUGCCCCAACUGCCAGGAGGCGGAGCGCCUGGGCCCGGCCGGCGCGCACCUCCGCAAGAAGAACAUCCACAGCUGCCACAUCCCCGGCUGCGGCAAGGUGUACGGCAAGACCUCGCACCUGAAGGCGCACCUGCGCUGGCACACCGGCGAGCGCCCCUUCGUCUGCAACUGGCUGUUCUGCGGCAAGCGCUUCACGCGCAGCGACGAGCUGCAGCGCCACCUGCGCACGCACACGGGCGAGAAGCGGUUCGCGUGCCCCGUGUGCAACAAGCGCUUCAUGCGCUCCGACCACCUCGCCAAGCACGUCAAGACGCACAACGGCGGCAAGAAGGGCAGCUCCGACUCGUGCUCCGACUCGGAGGAGAACAGCCAGGGCGAGGGCGCGGGCGGCCGCUCGCCCGAGCUGGACGUGAAGCCGGGCGGCGGCGGCGGCGGCGGGCUGGUGUGACGCGGGCGCGCGGGUCCCGCCGCGCCGCCCCCCGCCAUGCUGUGAUCCGCCCGAGCCGAGCCGCUGUACAUAUCACGCCACCCACCCUGUACAUACUAGUGUGGACUUGUAUCAUAGACUGUGCGGUUGAUAUAUCGUUAUAAAUGAAGUGUAUGUAAUUGUUGAUGUGAGACUUUUAAAGUGCUGUACAGAACUUAUAAAUAUAAAUAUACGUUAUGGAUAGAUAGAUUUGAGACAUAUUUUUAGUUUAAUUAUAAGUAGAGUCACAGUUAGUCGAGAUUGGAAUUUAAAUUACAUAUGAUGUUUUAUUUAUUUCAUUGCAAACGAACAUUGUGUUGUGAAGCGAUAUUUAUACGAAAAAAUGCGCUUUUUAAAUAGUUAUGUCUAUUAAAUUAAAAUCGAGAGCUUAAAAACCACAGAUAUUACUUAACAACUAGUUACAUAAUUUAAGCUUUCGGCAGAAGAUGUAAAUCGUAAGAUUUUAAACGUAUUGAAUCCGUGAAAUAUAAUUCACAACAGUCCCCUGUUAUGUUAUUGAUGCCUUUUUACAAGAAUAUCUAAGUUACAGACAUUUUAUAUUUAUAUUAAAACUGAUGUAAUUUUCCUAAAUUGUUUAACUCUUUAGUGUAAAAUCCACUUAUUGUAUAGAACUUAAAUUUAUAUAUUGUAUAAAAUUGUGCGAAGUAAAAGAUGCCUGAAAUUGAUUUUCUAAAAAAUAAAUACAUUAUUUUCAAAUGAUA
This is a messenger RNA of Plutella xylostella (diamondback moth), 2142 nucleotides long. It is a transcript of the gene Sp1, whose product is annotated as transcription factor Sp8. The record is from RefSeq and is a predicted model, not a curated record. Gene Ontology annotation, biological process: regulation of transcription by RNA polymerase II. Lineage: Eukaryota; Metazoa; Arthropoda; Insecta; Lepidoptera; Plutellidae. Gene Ontology annotation, molecular function: DNA-binding transcription factor activity, RNA polymerase II-specific; RNA polymerase II cis-regulatory region sequence-specific DNA binding.